AUGGAUAUUCUCAAGACUUUGGCACCGCUCGCCAUAAAGGAAGCCACAGCUUAUCUUUCAAAGAGAUCAUCUUCCCCAACAACUGAAUUAGCCAAGGCAGCAGCUGAAGGAAAUGUUAGUGCUGUCAAAAGUAUCCUCUCUCAAGAUCAUCAGAUAGAUCUGGCACCAGCACUCGUCGCCGCUGCUAGUGCUGGGAAAAUGGAGGUUCUCGAUAUUCUCAUAGAUCCUCCACGUCGUCCAAAAUCAGAAAAUUCCCGCCACAAGGAGAAAAUAAAGCCAACAGACGUGAAUGUGUGGUCACAACAUAUCACACCUCUCAUAGCUGCGGUACAGACACAUCAUGUGAAAACCACAGAUUUGUUACUAGAUGCUGGAGCUGACACUUCAUUGGCACCAAAAGGUGGAGAGACUGUUCUUCAUAUCGCAUCGAGAAUUGGAGAUUUAGAAAUGGUGAAACUUUUGGUGGAAUAUGAAGCGGAUUUGGAGGCUAGAGAUGGUUGGGGUAACACACCACUUCUUUCUUCCGCUAGAUGGGGCCAUCCGCAUACCAUUAAACAUUUACUGGCAAAGGGAGCAGAUAUUGAGGCCAAGGACUUAAAGGGCUCAACAGCAUUGUUGCUGGCAUGCAGGCAUGAUUGUGUUGAAGCCGUGAAGACUUUGAUUAAUAGUGGUGCAAAUGUGGGAGUUCGAGACAAGGAAGGGAGAGGCGCAUUACAUCGAGCGAUCGCUGGAGUUGACUUCAUUGAGGGUAUAGAUGCCAAAGUGAAAGAAGAUAUUGUAAGGUUAUUGAUAAAUGCAGGUGCAGAUCCAAGGGUGAGAGAUAAGGAAGGGAAAAGGCCUACAGAUAUGGUAGGAUUUUUGAGGGGUGGAGAUCGAGUGAGGCGUUUGUUAAGUCCGGGAAGCACACCCCAUUCCAGAGGAAGGACGCCGGCACAUAGUAGACAUGGGAGUCGGACAGGAUCUCCUUAUGUUGAUGGAUCUCGGCAUUCUCACGAGGUUGGUGGUAGUUAUAGGAGAGACAGACUUGGGUCUCCUUUGGCAGCUGGGGAUAUGGUUGAUGGUUAUGAUCGGGACUAA
Messenger RNA from Sclerotinia borealis F-4128, 1077 nucleotides. Lineage: Eukaryota; Fungi; Ascomycota; Leotiomycetes; Helotiales; Sclerotiniaceae. The record is from the annotation of a GenBank genome assembly.